Molecule: messenger RNA, 222 nt
Organism: Gilbertella persicaria
Lineage: Eukaryota; Fungi; Mucoromycota; Mucoromycetes; Mucorales; Choanephoraceae
Exons: 1
Source: RefSeq, a predicted model, not a curated record
CCUUGUGAUGCCGUAAUGAAAGAGCCUGUCCCUAAGAAAGAAAGAACUAUUCAGUACAAUGACUACGCUGAUGAGGACCACAAGAGAUAUUUUUACUUCUUGAAAUUAAAGAUAAUGACGCUCAAGGAGGCAGCCAAAGCCGCGAACGUCAAUUAUGAUACCUCGCGCAAAUGGAAACAAGCCUAUGAAAGUGACCCAGAUAAGGAUAUACCCUUGAGGAAA